Molecule: messenger RNA, 733 nt
Organism: Drosophila albomicans
Lineage: Eukaryota; Metazoa; Arthropoda; Insecta; Diptera; Drosophilidae
Gene: mbf1
Product: endothelial differentiation-related factor 1 homolog
Exons: 4
Cellular component (GO): nucleus
Molecular function (GO): DNA binding
Source: RefSeq, a predicted model, not a curated record
UCAGCUCUAGCACAUGAGGACAAACACACACACAAACCCAAACCGUCACACACCGUUCAGAUAUUCAUAGAUAGUUCUGGAAUUCCUAGUUUUAAUUACAAAAUAGUCAUAUAUUCACAUUAAGUAAAGCAUUAACAAAGCAGCCAAUAUGUCGGACUGGGAUACGGUAACCGUUUUGAGAAAAAAGGCCCCGAAGUCUAGCCAACUGAAGACCGAAUCAGCUGUUAAUCAAGCACGCCGCCAAGGUGUUGCAGUUGAUACUCAGCAAAAAUAUGGUGCUGGCACCAACAAGCAGCAUGUGACCACCAAGAACACUGCCAAGCUGGAUCGUGAGACUGAAGAAUUGCGGCAUGACAAGAUACCGCUCGAUGUGGGCAAAAUCAUUCAGCAGGGACGCCAGAACAAGGGUCUAAGCCAAAAGGAUUUGGCCACUAAAAUCUGCGAGAAGCAGCAAGUUGUCACUGACUAUGAAGCCGGUCGUGGUAUUCCAAACAACUUGAUACUGGGCAAGAUGGAGCGUGUGCUUGGCAUAAAAUUACGUGGCAAGGAGCGCGGCCAACCAAUAGCGCCUCCCGGUAAAAAGUGAGAUGAUGCUGCGGCGUCCACUGCCACAGCGACAUCAGCUCCAACUCCCAGACAACAGCAUGCCAGACAACAACAAAAUGAGGCAGGUUGGAGCACUGUGAGCGGCAGACGCAAAUGAAGCACUAUCGGGAGGCUGUAAAACCAAAAC